AGCUUAACUUAUCGAAUUCUUCGGGGGUGUAUGGCAUUCCGAUUGCUUCGCUCGGAGUGGCUUUCCUUGGAGUAGACAGAAAGUUGGCUUCUUGAUGAUUAUGUCUGGAAGAAAUCGUGGACCGCCUAUCCCACUAAAUGGGGUGCAUCAUGGUGCACUACCAUCAGUUCGAGAGCCUCCUUUUGCCAGAGGCCUUGGGCCAAUGCCACAUCCAGCGCUUCUUGAGGAAAUCAGAGAAACACAGUAUGGGAUGCAUCCAGGACCCCUUCCUCCACACCCUGUAAUAAUUGAGGAGCGUCUUGCUGCCCAACAUCAAGAUAUUCAAGGUCUUCUUCUCGAUAACCAGAGGCUAGCUGCGACCCAUGUUGCGCUUAAGCAGGAACUAGAAGCAGCCCAGCAUGAGUUGCAACGUAUGGCUCAUGUUGCUGAUUCCUUACAUGCAGAAAGGGACAUUCAGAUGAGAGAGUUGUAUGAAAAAUCGGUUAGACUAGAGGUUGAUCUGCGAGGAGUUGAGACUAUGCGGGCAGAGCUUCUUCAAGUUCAUUCUGAUGUAAAGGAACUAACUACUGCAAGGCAGGAGCUCAAUGGUCAAGCACAAGCAAUGACACAAGAUCUAACCAGAAUUACUGCAGAUUUGCAGCAAGCCCCAGCAUUGAGGGCAGAAAUUGAAACUGUGAAGCAGGAAUUACAUCGUGCUAGAGUUGCAAUAGAGUAUGAAAAGAAGGGAUAUGCGGAGAAUUAUGAACACGGUCAGGUUAUGGAGAAGAAACUGGUUUCAAUGGCUAGGGAGUUGGAGAAACUUAGAGCUGAGGUUGCUAAUGCAGAGAAGAGAGCUCAUGCUUCUGCUGCUGCAAUUGGAAAUGCUGCUGCUGGCUAUGGUGCAAGUUAUGGAAAUGCUGAUGCUGGAUAUGCAGGAAAUCCAUAUUCUACAAAUUAUGGCUUGAACAACGUACAGUCUGGUACAGAUGGUUAUCCUCCGUAUGGACCUGGAUCUGUUUCCUGGGGUGCGUAUGACAUGCAACGGGCUCAAGGACAUAGAUAGACUAGUUUGCUAUGUCCUGCUAAGAUGUUUCUUGCAGAGGGCUUGAGGUUCAAAUCACAAAGCAUUGAUAAUUAGGUCUGAAUCUGAAAUGUUGUUUUGUGAUAAACAUUUUAUUACAUUUGCUUAUAAACAGUUUUCAAGCUGGACUUGAACUAGCAAUUAAUUUGGCCUGACGAUGCAAUAUGCUACUUUUAGUUUCAAAUGAUUUAUUUUCUCUGCAUAUGCCUUGUGCACAUUUCAAAUGAUUUAUUUUCUCUGCAUAUGCCUUGUGCACAUUUCAAAUGUGAUAUUUGUUUCUUAUGUUCAAUUUGAUUUUUGCUUUUGAUACAUUGAAGAUUAGAUGUAUACUUUUUUUGAAUUGUGAAUCUACAUUGCAGUCUUUUUUUUUUUUGGUUUGUAAGCGCUGAUUUGCUUAUGUGUUUUACUUAACAGCUUCAAUGAUUAAGUUGUAAGAAUUAGAUAGGUUAGGUCGAGUUGUUUGCUCACCUUGCGGCAUUUAGUCUCUUUUAUCUCUUUAUAGGGAUCCUUGUAUGAUAUCCAUUUUCUGCCAUUGGAAGUGGAUCGCGGAUUUCCUUUUUGUGGGGCUUUAUUAUGUCCAUUAUAUAGUAGACAAAGUUAAGAAAAACUUAUGAAGAAAAGGAUCUCAAACUGUGUGUGGCCAAGACCUUCGGCCAACUAGAAGAGAGUUUAGAAAUAUGAACAUAGAGAGAGGUGUUAAUAUGUACUACGCCAAACCUCCUUGAAAAACUCAAAAAAGAGGCAAAAUGACAUCCUCUGUAAAAACUCAAACUCUUGUCCGUAGUUAAGCCAAAAGUCCUUCACAGUCAACACCUCACUUCGGGAGUACAAGGGGCAAGCCACAAAAGGUGGUUCAACUCUUUUGAAGUGUCCUUGCACAAAUACAGCCGGUGGUGCCAAAUACAAAGGUGGAGGUUCUCUAGAGGAAGUCUAAUGUGGUGGGAACUCUAUCAAGGGUGAUAAGCCAAGAAAGGAUCCAAGUUGUCUUCAACAUCCAAAAUUUAGAGAACAAAGAUGGUUGGAAGAAGAAGAAUAUACCAAGUAAAUUUACAUAGACUUACUAGUGAAAAUACCAGAAAUAUUGUCUAGACUACAAUCACUAUUAUUAAGUACAAGAUUAAGUCUUUAAAUGAAGGAACAAAGGGAAGUUGACUUGACGACAUCAAUUGAAUAGGAUCUACACAAAUAAAUAUUGCAGGCAUGGUAAGCCACUCAGUUGAUUUACCCUCUUCAUUAGUUCUUAAUACUAAUCUGAAGGAUCAUUAGCUUAAUGCUUUUGAAGUAAGUUUUAUGUAACACAUAGUUGAUUUUGUCCAUUAGUAUCUUCUUUUUCCGAACAUUAAAUACAAGCAAUGAAACAGGACCAUGUAAAACUAGGUGGACUACAGAUUUAUCAUGGAGAUGUCAUAUGUUUUUGGCCAAUCUGCAGAAAUUCAUGGACUUAGGACCAUUUUAGAUAAUCACUUUUUAUAUGUCAAAUCUCAAAACUAAAGUUCUGCUUGUCUUUCUUUAUUCUUUCCCAUCCUAUUUUGUUGAAUUUUGUCAAGUGACCAAAAUAUUGUAACUUAAGGUGUUGUUGCUAGCUUACUAAAUGUAGAUCUUACUAAAUGUAGAUCAAGUGAUUCACUAACGUAUUCAUUUGUCGUUGGGGACCUAGCUGUCUAGGAGUUCUGGGUUCUAGUAUGUUUAGUUGUACUGGAGUCACAUGGUUAUACUUUAAUCUUUAGUUUAUGGUGCAUGAAAUCGAGGAUCGAAACAUAGAUUCUAAAAGAGGCGGAGAGUAUAGAAAUGAUGUAGGCUUGCCAUAUAUAAAUGUAUUUAUACUUUUAAAUGACUGUAGUUUGUGUAAAACUCCUUGUACUCUCACCUUGGCAACCAUGUAUUUUUCUGGUUACAUGGUAUGGGUUCCAGCCACUGCUAAUCCAUAAAGAGGUAUAGUAUGCCUUGAGCUGACUCGAAUAGACACUAAGAGUGUAAUCUUUGUCUCAAGAAGCUUGUGCUUAGGUCCUUUCAGAGAAGGAUAUUCUUAUCUCAGAUAUUGGUAACAGUUACCUGCCGGUCUCCGGCCACAAUUUUCAACAGGCAUGUACCUUAGUGCACCUUGUGCUUUGAUCUGUCUUGUGGGCCUCUGUGAAGACCACAGUUUUAUAAUACUUUGGCUUCUUUUUCUUAAUUUUUCUGCACUUUAGUAACUUAGCUUUUUCCUGGUAUGCUCGUUUUAAAAUUUUGAACCCCUGCGAAUCAUUACAUGUUUAUGGUUUAUUUUCCUUUCCUUUUUUCUUUUGUUUCUAUAUCAACUUUGUAUGUAGGAGAUUUUAUUGUCUGCAAUUUUCAUAUGCAAAGAUCUUUUUUUGCUUUUUUAAAUAUUUAAAUUAGGUGCUUUCUUCAUUCUAGUUCUUUUUCUGUGCAUGCUUUUAAGAUAUUUUUCACGUUAAUGCUUCUUAGACUACAUUGGUCCUUUGGUUUUCAAGUGUUCAAUUGAUGGCUGCUUGUUCAUAUUUUAUCACACACCAUGCAUGUAAUUUAAUGUGAUGUGUCAUUCUAUUCUCAACAUCUUCACGUUGUAGUUUUGUAUAGGUAGUUAAUUUGUAGUCAUAUAUAUACAUAUAAUAUAUAUAUAUCUUUUUGUUUCUGUUGGAAAUCGUAAUAUCAUUAUUUCAACUUACUUUAUUUUGUGCUAAGAAGGCAUGGAGUUGCAACAGUACCUGAAUAUGCUAUUUUAUUCUUCCUUUUCUUAGACAAGAUUGUUCUUUAGUUUGUGAAAAUCACAAUAUGAUUUUUCUUUAAUGGAAGGUCUUAAGAAUGUUUCCUUAAAUCCUAUUUUUGUUUUUCCUGCAUUCUUCGUCAUUCCCCUCAAAAUAGGCUGGAUUUCCUUUUCUACCAUUAAACAUUCUUUUUGUCUUAGUGAGUUCCUGCCUCUCACAAAAAGUAAAGAACACGAGUGAACACAUCACUGUGGGAGUGCGUUGAAAUUUGCAUGUAAUACACACUAUUCACCCAUUGUAAUUUAUGAAGUUAGGGCAAUUGUAAUCUCUGCAACCGGUGGCACUCAAGUAAACCAGCAGCCACAUUGUUCCCAUCUCAUUAUGUAAUUUCUCCAUUAUGAUCUACUGAUUAGAAAUAAUUUGAUUACAUUUAUUUAUUUCCUACUUCGGUUAGUAAAAGGUCAGCAACAAUUAGAUUUACAUGUAAGUGGUGGCGUAUAAUCUGCUUCAGUUCAAUUUUGGAUCCUCUUUCAGAUUUCAAAAGUUUUUUUCUCUAACUGAUAUUGCAUCCUAUUCUUCCUAUAAUAUAGUCUUUCCCCCUGAAGUCUCUGGCUUUCAAAUCUACAUUCCAUCCUCAUCCUUUCUUUUUAAGAUGUCUCAGAGGGUUGAAGUUCCAAUAGAGAUGGAAAUAGCCCUUGGAUUUAGUGGAGUGGUGAUUGGUUUCCAACUUUUGGAAUAGUUUCCUAUGGUUUUUAAGUAUCUCACAAGUUCCUAGAUUAUAAAAUAUUGUUGUGUUAUAAGUGAUCUAAUUUUUUACUCUGUCAGUUGUCAAAGGCUGGGUUAUUUGAGUGUUCACAUUUCAAACAGAAGGAGAGAGUGGGUGGGGAUGAUUUCAAAGAGGCCAUACAUGACCUUUUCUUUUUUAACUUUGCCUAAUGUAUUUGUUAUAAUUGACACCAUUUCACUCACUUUGAACUUCUAUUGUGUUUAAUAUAUAUUCAUGAACAUGUGGAUGUUGUUGGUAAUUUACUCAAUCCAUUUAGAGAGUGUCUUGGGAUUCAAAAGCUAUAAAUUGGCUUCAAAUAUAUGAACUGUCUUCUAAAUUGGACAUGGUAGUGAUAGGUAAUAGGCAACCUGAAUUUGAGACUCUCCUUUCCUUUCUCUAAUAUGUGUAUUCCACUCAUUUUGAUCUUCAAUUGUCUGUGUCCUUCCUAUCCUUGCCAGUUAGAUUUCUAGGCCUUAAAAUUCAGACUUUAAAUAAGUUAGACUUCUAUGCCUUAGAAUCCAGACAUUAAACUCAAGAAUGAGUUAUAUUUCUGUGCCUUGGAAUCCUUACUUUAAAUCUAAAAAUUGAUGAUUUGGAAUCUUAGAUUUAAAGUAAGGAGUCUAAGUCAGUUUAUACCCUAUAUCAUUGAACUUAAAAUUCACAGGAUUUUUAUUGGAUGCCUUGAUAAUAAUUUCCUUUCUUUCUAUUUGGGUGGCCUGUCAUUUAGGAGCAUGUAAUUUCUUUGAGUCCGAUGUCAACACUUUCCAUUAUUUAUUUUUGGUCUAUUCUGUUUUUGUAUGGUUUUGUUAUAUGGGUACUCUUAAUUUUUUUGUUUCUUCCAUGGAUGAUGUGGGUGAGAAAAUAUUUAUUUUCUGGUCUGUAUCCUCCUCCAAGUAUAAAGUGCGGAUUUGUGUUAUAGCUCAAGUAGUGUACUGCAGUCAUAUCAUUUUGCAGUGGGCUAAUUAAGUGAAGUGAAUAGGAACAAUAGGUUUAAUUAUGGGGAUCUAAAGCUUCUCUGGUGGUACAAAAAGUGUCGUCCUCACAUGGUUUUAGGACCAAAAAAAAAAAAAAAAAAAAAAAAAAUGUAAGAAACUCUUUAUGUUUCUCAUCUGCCCUAGAGAAUUACAGCAAAGAAUUGAGAGAAGCUAAUUUAUUGCGUGAAAUGGCUGGUCAUUGCCAAGACAGUUCAACAAUGGAGCCACAUGAUGACUUUCAGUCAAGUUUGUAGGUCCUCGGUGAUCUGCUUCAUUUAUGGCUAUGAGCUAGUUUCAGAUUGUACUAAGGUCGGCGGAAGCUGAAUGCGAAGCUCUUCGAUCUGAAAUCGCUGCACAGCUCGCAGCUUGAACAAUUAACAAUUAACAAUUUAUUCCAUCAUAGGAAGCAAAGUUUGGCGUAAGUUUUACAAGUACCAGUAAUGUUUUAAUGCCCUGUAUGUUCUUAACAGCUGCUGCUCUCAUUUACAUGGACAUGAAAGGAGAUGGCUUUUGGAACAUGCGUUGGCCCUGUUGUUGCUGUUUGACAGAAUUCCCUUCAUUUGUGAAAAUGGUAGGCUUCUGAAGUUGCCUGAAUUCAACACCAAAUUCUAGUUUUUAGUUUCUAAUGUAUUUUUAUGAAAUUUAGGUAUAAAGUUAAUUAGUUCUUACUGUUAGUAUAUCACAAAAUUUGUUAUUUAUAUCUUAUACAUCAUCUUCUUCCA
Molecule: messenger RNA, 6227 nt
Organism: Cucurbita pepo subsp. pepo (vegetable marrow)
Lineage: Eukaryota; Viridiplantae; Streptophyta; Magnoliopsida; Cucurbitales; Cucurbitaceae
Source: RefSeq, a predicted model, not a curated record